This is a messenger RNA of Penicillium psychrosexuale, 390 nucleotides long. RefSeq lists its product as uncharacterized. NCBI's taxonomy places the organism in Eukaryota, Fungi, Ascomycota, Eurotiomycetes, Eurotiales, Aspergillaceae. Bases 1 to 390 code for a protein of 129 amino acids. The transcript has a single exon. The record is from RefSeq and is a predicted model, not a curated record.
AUGGCUUGGUGGAACAGCUCUACACCCGGCUGGGUCGAAAAUCUCGUACCGACCUACACACAAGAAAUCUACAAAUUCCGACUCGAACUCGAAGGCGAGGUUCAAAUUUUAGUCCACCACCCAGGCCAUCAGCAUAUAGUAAGCCAGAGACUUACCAUGACCGCUAGAUCCCUGCUCAAGAUCAAGACACUGGCGUCUGAUAUCUCGGUGUAUUUCCCGGAUCAUCCAUUCGUCACGCGCAAACGCCUUGGUUUCUUCCAGACUACUUUCCCCCGACUUUGCGAUUUUAUCGAGCGGACUUUGAUUGAGUUGAGUAGAACCCUGAUUCAUGAUCCGAAGAGUGAGAUUUCUAUUGCUUGGCAGAUUCAGGAUAUACUGGAUUCUGUAUAG